Molecule: messenger RNA, 8427 nt
Organism: Osmia bicornis bicornis
Lineage: Eukaryota; Metazoa; Arthropoda; Insecta; Hymenoptera; Megachilidae
Gene: msi
Product: RNA-binding protein Musashi homolog 2
Exons: 4
Coding region: 1259-2347 (362 amino acids)
Cellular component (GO): cytoplasm
Molecular function (GO): RNA binding
Source: RefSeq, a predicted model, not a curated record
GUGUGCGUGCGCCUGUUUCGUAGUACGCGCCACGGCCACGUUCGCAUAGGGGUGCGCUCGCUUCUCCCUCCAGGUGUCCCAACCUAACCUACCCCUACUUCGCUUCGUAUCCCUUGCUUCGGCCAAUCUGCUCUCCCCUCUGUCCUCGGUGCUCGCGGUCGGUUUCCCCUCGCCCAUCCCUUCCAAUCCGGCUGCUUGCUCCCACCAUUGGCUCGAGGCGACGAGCGCACAGCUGCCACACUGCGAAGUGCGAAGGACUGGAGAGACGCGCAGCGACGCCGUUACAGUCCAGCCGGUUGUUUGGACUAACCUAUAAAAGUGUCGAGGAUAGAAGAAAGAAGGAAAGACAAGAGAGAGAGAGAGCGAGCGAAAGGGAAACAGUGGCCGGUGUGCGUUACUCGUGUUUUUUCCUCUGGCUAGAACUCGUGUCCCGUGGAUCGCGCGAAAGCCGGCUAGCGUCGUCUUUUCGCAAACGUUUCGUGUCAACGAAGGAGGCGUUCCUUUCCAACGUUCCUCCGUAUGCGAAGGAUAAUUUCGCUUGCCGAGAACCGGCAGAACAGGGAGUACCUUUGUCUCGAACGCGUCGCGGCUCUCGGCCGUGGUUUCUUUGCCGAUCGACCGGUCGUGCGAAUCGUUUUCGCGGCAUCGAGAAGGACGCGGCACGAUCGUUGUGUAUCGUUUACUUGUAUUCGCAUCGUCGCGACCUUGAACUUGUGUGCCUAUACCCCAUCGAGUGGCUGUGCGUGGUUCGUUUAACCUGUGGCCUCGAUCGCUCGAAGGUGAAACAGAGUGCGGAGAGAAGGCAAAGAGAGAGAGAGAGAGAGAGAGAGAGGAAAAGGAAUCGAAGAAUCGUCGAGCAAGAUCCUGGAAGCGAGAGCGUCUAACGAUGUUUCCCUAUACAACCUUCCCGGCAGUAGGGCUAUACACGAGUUUUCUUCUCGGCGAAGAGGAUCAGAGGAGAAUGAAUUAGAGAGACAAAGAGACAUACAGUGUGAGACGCGCAGCAGCAGGUGGACCAAGAGAGAGAGAAAGAGAGGGGGUGGUGUGCACCAAGGCACCGCACGCGUUCUCGACUGUGAUCAUUGAGAACACCUGUGUGUUCUCUGUCUCUCUGUUUUUCUCAAGGAUGCAGGUACGAAUCCUGGUUGCCGCUGGCCCUGGUGAACCGACGCUGAUGGACCACCACCAGGUGCUACGAGCACAAACGAUGGAGCAACGGUGACCGGGGCACGGUGGUGUCUAUUGUCUCUCCGCCGGCAUGGAGGCAGCAAAUGGUACGAUCGAGCACGAUUUUCACAAUGCCCUGGUGCCCAUAAACGGUAGCCAUUCCGGCAGCUCCGGUAGGAGUACACCGAAUGGCGGCGACCCAGCACCGGGUAAAUUGUUCGUCGGUGGCUUGUCUUGGCAGACCAGCAGCGAAAAGCUGAGGGAGUACUUUGGCAUGUUCGGCACCGUCACCGAUGUCCUCAUCAUGAAGGAUCCGGUUACACAGCGUAGUCGCGGCUUCGGUUUCAUCACGUUCGCGGAGCCGGGUAGCGUGGACAAGGUGCUGAAGUGUCCGAUUCAUACGUUGGACGGGAAGAAGAUCGACCCGAAACACGCGACGCCAAAGAACCGCGCGAAACAGGCGAAUCGGACGAAGAAGAUCUUCGUGGGGGGCGUUAGCCAGGACACGAGCAGCGAGGAAGUGAAGGCCUACUUCAACCAGUUCGGUAAAGUCGAGGAGACCGUGAUGCUGAUGGACCAGCAGACGAAACGUCAUCGUGGCUUCGGUUUCGUCACGUUCGAGAACGAGGACGUGGUGGAUCGCGUGUGCGAGAUCCACUUUCACACGAUUAAGAACAAAAAAGUGGAGUGCAAGAAGGCUCAGCCGAAGGAGGCGGUUCAACCUGGCGCGUUGGCCCUCGGCAAGAGGGUGGUUUUGGGCGCUCUCGGCGUUAGAUUAGCGCCACAGCCGCCGUUACCGGUCGCCGCGGCGUCUCAGUUAGUGGCGGCACAGGCUCAGGCACAAGUACAAGCGGCCGCGGCCGCGGCUGCGGCUGCCCAGGUUCAAAACGCCGUUGCCGGUUACGGGAAGCUGUUCGCCAGCAGCUAUCCGGCCCUGUCCGCUUACCGAUACGCGCCGUACCCGAUCCCAGCGGCGGCGGUGGCAGCGGCCGCGGCCGCAGCCGCACCGACCCCGGCUCCGGCACCCCCGACAGCCGCCGCCACGCCAGCUGCUGCCGCCGCAGCCGCAGCCGCCGCGCCCGCGAACCCUUACCAGGGUUACUCGCUCACCAACGUCGACAUGUCCAGUUUCCAGGGUGUCGACUGGGGCUCCAUGUACGGUAUGGGAAUGUACGUUUAAACGGUACCGCGCACCCCCGCCCCUUCCCCCGCCACCGCGUUUUUUCUAUUCCUGAAUCUUCGUAUUAUCCUCUACUGCGCGUUCGUUUUUCCAACCUCGUCUUCGAUAAAGUAGUCUUCCUCGAAUGAACGCGUGCUUCUGCGCGAUCGUAACGCGUUCCCUCGCGAACCGCUGCAAACGUCUCAAAGUUGAGCUAUCCCAACAACGAUGGCCCAAGAACCGCGCGAAAGAAGCAAGAGGAGAGGUUGAAGAAGAAGGGAAAACGGGAAGAAAGAAUCUGGAAAUCGUGGGGCGGGGGAAAUCUCGGUGGACGAAAACGCGUCGAGCAGGACGCGAGGACUUUCCUGGCCGGAAACCGAAGUCAUUCUUCUUGCGUUUACUAUUACGUCAUUAUCGCCUAUCGAUUAAUUUAUUAGCGUGAGUGAGCGAUUGAAAAGGAAGCGAGAGAAGAGGAUACAAAGAAAAAAAAAGAUGAGAGAGGGAGAGAGUGCAUGCGUGUGUGGGUGAUAACGAAAGAGAUGAGAGAAAGAAGAAGAUAUCGUGUUAUCCUUCGUCCGCGAUACCCACUCGCGAUUCUUUUUGUCCACGCGAUUAUUCCACGCGUUUUGUGUUUGCGCCACACUCGUUAGGUUCCUAGUUAGAUUAUAGCAUUCACCCCCUUUGUGACGCGAUACGCGCAGCGUCGCCGUCGUAUUCAUUCGUUUGCGUUCUUUUCCGGCUUCCCGCCGCGCCCAACCGUACGAUAACUAACUAAUUACUUAAUUACUUAAUCGAUUAAGCGAUAUAUCGGCGGCCGUGCGCGGCCGUGCACGGCCGCCCUACUCUCAAGGAUCUCGACCACGAAGCAAUAAAACAGGGGAGGUAGAAAUGAGAGAUACAGACGGAAAGAAGAGAGCGAACUUGGAACGUUGUGCCGUGAAAGAGCUUUCGAACCAAAACCGUUGCGUAUCCGCGGAACAAGCUCUCUUUCGUUUUAGACUUUUCAAAGAGAAUAGCGACCGUAGCUCGUGAACGAAACGGAAGUACGCGGAAGAAGGGAAGGGUGAUGGGGUGGUGGUAGUUGUACCGGUAGUCGCGCGACGCUCCUUCGCCUCGAUCAAAGUGCCAAACGAACGAAGCCUUGCGAACAUAUUCGCUCGAGAAAUCAUCCUCGAUACUCUUCUGUAGCAAGUUCCCUGGGUAACCGCGCGAUCCUACUUUCCGUAAUCGCUCGUCCUUUCGCCGCGUGCUUCCGGUUGGCAAAUCAACGAGACGGAAGUUGACGUACGUUCGUUCGCACGGUCAGAAGAAAAGGGUUACGCGUACGUAGAGGAAAUAAAUCAGGCGUACACGUACGAGAAACGCGUCUACGUAGUAUAACGCAUAGGUAUACAUAUAUUUUUUCUUCGAGUAAUGGAAGACAAUAUUUCUCCAUCGCGCGAGAGCAGAAGGAGCAGUAAUGCGAAUUUGACGCGUUUCGAGGGAAAACUCGCGUUCCCAUCUGUAUACUAAACUAACAGUCGCGAACGAGCGAGCGACUUUUUUUUUGCUAACAGCAAAACCGAGAUUGAGAUUAGCUCAUUAUAAGUUAAGCGACCCUAACUCGUAAGUUUCAACUAGGUUAAGUUAGACGUUUAAGGCGUUCGUAAGAAAACGAGUCGAUACUUAAUUUAUACACGUAUCUAUCUCUCUGCGAGCCGCGUUCUUCUCGCUCUCGAUUACGCGACGAAUCGAUCGGCCGCCACUUCCGUUACACUUACGAUUUUCCGCAACGACGGGUUCUCCGAGUUCUAAAAGGAAAAAAACUCGAAUUGUCUCUAAUCUUUGACCGCCUUCGAACUAGCGAUUUCAACGGAAGUGCGGAAAGAUCGACGAUGUAAGCACCUCCCGUGUAUCUACAGGCGUCACGAUUCGACGAGAAGAGAGAAAAAAUGAAAAUAAAAGAAAAAGAGCGAGUCGAAAGCGAGAAAAGCGCGGCACGUGGAAACACAUGUGAGAACUUUCGAGCAAUAAGCGAUUCGUUAAGCUGUACCGUUUCCGUUUAACGAUACGAUGAUAGCGAGGAAAGAGCAGAUUGCAUGGUACUGAUACGAAGGAAUAAUUAACAGGAGCGUGGCUUGCUAGCGAUAGCAAGCGGGGACGGUAAGAUAGGGGGUAAGAGCGUAGAAAAAAAAAAAGUAAAGAAGGGAUGAAGGAUGAAAAGUUCGAAGAAAAGGAUCUUUCUUCGAACGACGAAUAAUAUUCUAUAGUGAUAUACACACCUUAACAUAUACUUAACAUGUACCGUAAUAUUAACGACGACAAAGCUCGCGAGUGAUAUUUAUUACUUAUAAGAAAAUGCUUAGAACGAUAAGCAGACGAUAAGUGAGUUAAUACGGACGUGUGCGUUAUAAGCGAGAGUCGAGAGAACGAAGCACGCCUUAUGAAAUCGCGAAAAGCAAGUAUACACGCGCGCGUUAUAUCUGCCGAGCAGAAUUAAACAAGAGGCGAUGAUUCGAGAAACCACGGUGCGACCGAAUUUUAUUUUUUUUAUUUUUUAUUUUUUUUUUCUUCUUCUGUUUGUUUCUGUGAAAUCCAGGGUCUACGCGUACUCGUCGAUGCGCCGUUUCGAGAACACGAACCAUGGGUGCGUACUUGAAGUUAACCUCGAGGACACCCGAUGUCAAAGCAUUCGAACUAUCUCCUCGAUCCACCUACAUUCGUCCAUUUCUUUUCUCGUUUUUUUUCCCGUGUUUCCUUCUCUUCCUACCCUCUUUCAUUGCGAACGUCGUAGAAACGAUCGAUGAAAGAGAGGAAGGGUGACGCAUCCGGUAUCGUCGAUCCUCUUCGUCGAUUAAAUAUCGAUUUUCCUUCUCGUUCGAACAGGCUCGACGACAUCGAAACGCAUUUCUGGGUGUCCUCAUUUUUCCUCCCUCCGUGUCGUUUAUGCCGAUGAUAAUGAUUAUGUUACUUUUGUUUUUUAAUUAACAAAAUCGGUGCAGACUUGCCGCUGAUAGAGAAACGGGAUCUUUCGAAUCGAUCGACCGAUCGAUUUGCUCGUCGAUUCGGAAUGACCUUUGAACUUGCAUCGAUGCAAACGCCAUCCAUCGUUGACAGCUAGCCUCUCCUCCACGAACGCUUCCUUCUUUUUCCUCCCCCGAACCAUUUUCAACCCCCUUUGAUAUACACCUUCCGGUGAUAUCAUGUAUUGUACAUGCUAAUACACGAUCGCGCGCACACACGUACACACACGUACACACACAUACGCUCAUACUCACAUUUUUACUUAUUUUCACAGAAAUCAAGUACACGUAUAGACAGACAUAGUUACACGUAUUGCGAAUGUCGAAAGUAAUUUUUAGCGUAGUUAGUAUUUUGAUAAACGCUAACCACCCAUUAGUUGAGAAUGAUCAGUAGGUAAAGCAUGCUGGUUGAGAAAUAUCUUUAGAUUUCUGAUUCCUGUUGUUCCUUCACCGCCCUCGUCGUGUCGUUGUACGUUUUAACAAGAAUUAUCUGUUAUUCUUGCCGAUCGCGAGCGAGCGCUAACGAGAGAUACCUAAUCAAAUUUCCCUCGUUCUUUUUUCGUUUCAUAGUUUUCUUAAUUUUACGUUAAUUUUUUUUUUCUUCUUCUUUGUUUAUUUAUCUUUGUGUUUCUUCAUUUAAAUUUUUAAUCAUCAAACGAUUGCAUGCAUCUUUUUUGUUAUUCAUUUUCUCGAGAGAUUUAUCAACUCGAAGGAAAUACCGGUCUGGCGACGAGAACAGAUCCGUUUCGACGGACGCAAAAAGACGGCUGUCGAAUAAUUUUCGCGAUUCAUAAAUCUAAGAUAAGUUGUAACGUUACCGAUCGAAAAUAUACAAAGUGCGCGAAACGUUGUUCACUGGAUGUCAAUCAUUAGUGGUAUUUCACCCCUGUUCACGAUAUAUUCACGUUCCUGUGAUCCACUUUUAAUCAGAUUUUUCUCUAGAUAAAAGAAACGAAAGCUCCCUUAAAUUCUACCGUAUUCCGCCGAACGGAAGAGAAUUAUUGAAGCAAUUAAACGUUCGAACGUAACGAUACGCGGAUCUUUUUUUUUUUUAUCGACGACCGGUCGUUUUGGCAAUAAAUUUAUAGUUCUUUCUCUUCCGCGAACCUUCCUGUCGCGUCGAAGGGAUCGUUCGGAAAACUAAAAGCGAUAAGCCGUUUCGUCGUUUUUCCAUUGAAGCAACGAAGCGAGAUAGAGGGAUGGGGUGAACAGAGACGAAGACAGAAAGUAACGCACCCUCGUCGAGACGCGUCCUAGAUCCUCACCCGAGUCCACCCGCUCUCCAAACACACCCUCGUUUAACUGAAUCCGGUACUUUGUGCCUCUCCUCGCUCUUAUUAUUACUUAAUCUCAUUAUUGUCUAUCUAGCCAUCACCAUUAUUACCAUCGUUAUUGUCAUCACCGUUAUUAUUGUCGACUGAUUACCGAUCGUUUCCAUUUCCUUCGUUCUCUGUUCGAUUCGUACAUUUCCGUUCGUUUACUCGUGUCGUGUGCCAUAAACACGGAGCGACCGUGCAACGAGACACGAGAAGAUCAGUUCGACGCGACGCGACGAUCGCAUCACGAAAACGACGCGAAAAUCUCUGCUCCGCUUUUCCCUCGGGCUAGGCUGAUCCGUCGCGGGGUCCAGGGGGUCGAAACCACCCACGAAAAGGGAAACUCUCCCAUCGAUACCCUGUUCCAAUUCGCCGAGUACCUUCCGCUCGUUGAAAAUCAACCCCCGACCUUAGGAUUGUUCGUCGAAUGCUUUCUAUUAUUUUCUCCCAACGAAACCCGUUCAUUCUUUCUAAACGAACCGUUACUCUGAUUUUCAUCUUUCAUUUUUCGUCCUUUCCGCUCCGUUUACCGCCGAUAGAUCGGCUCUUAUUUUCAUCCGCGACGAAUCAGCCGGCUGCGACGCGUUAUCGAGAACGAGACGGUACGAUACGACAGAAGAAAGAGAGAGAGAGAGUAAGAGAGAGUGAGAGUGAAAUUGAAAGAGAGAGCACGCAGGGCGGCGAACGCGAAGAACGACAUAAACGACAGAUUAUUUAGUUUAGUUCGAUGCCUAGAUGAGUUGCCAAUAAAGUAGUUCAUUUCAAACUUGUAGCUAACCUGUAUUGUGUGUACAACAUCCUAUCUUCCGUCGUUGAUCCUUUUAUUAUUCUUUUUCUUCUUCUUAUGUUUCUUCCCUAAUAGACAGUCCUUAGCCGUAUCUGUGUACCUCGGCUAAUUGUAUUUUAUCAUUAUCAUCAUCAUCGUCAUUAUCAUUAUUAUUAUUUUUACUUCUGCCAGAUAUAAUUGUUUCUUUCAUUUUCCGUUUUUUUUCUCUUCUUCUUUUUUUUUAUUUUGGUGCUGUGUAAUAUUUUCUACCUUUUUACUUACUCGCACACGUAUUCUGUUUGUGUCUCUCUGUAUAACACGUUUAACCCCGAACUAGCGUGUAUGUUGAGAUAAUAUUUAUUGCGAAACGUGUUUGAUUAUUUAAUACGAUUCGUUCAGGCUAACCCUCUCCCUCUGUCCACCGCCUUUAUCCCCGAUUUUCCUUCGAUCGCUGGACUCUCGUCGACAGCGUCGAAGCCGUCGUUCGUGCCGGAGGCGUAGCACCGCGAGCGCAACGCUAAUUGGCUAAUUAAUAUUAAGCCGUAACUAGCCUCGUUAACCCCGCUGGGCAUUCGUUUCACGCCGCUCUCUGGUUGGUCGGGAGCACCCUGUGCUCAGUCGCGUUCUUCCUUUGGUAGCCGCGCGUUCGUUCCGGACGUGCACCGCGUCGAGGGUCUUCCUUUCCGUCUUUCAAUCGCUCACCGACGCGUCAUCGUCAUCGACGACGUUCGGGGAAAUUCGAAGGGAGGGUAAAGAUCAUCGACGCGGAGACGUUCCAGGAAAUCGUCGAAUAGAAAAGCACCGCGUUGUCCCUCCGGUACGUUUCCCACCUAAGACAAUAACGUUUCUUAACAUGGUUGCUUCCUCUCUCCCGUCACACAAGCCCUCAUGUUGCUUCUUAAGCUGUUUAAAACAGCCGGCGAAAUUGUUGUAGCGCAUGCAUUUUAGCUAGAUCAUCCUUGGCGCGCUCUAACCAGCAAGUAAGAGUAAAAUUUAAUAAAUUCGAUACGCAUACAA